AUGUUGCCACUUGAAGGCCUUAUUCCUGCAUACUGUUUAAAAUACUGUGAGGAUGAAGUGAUCCAGGCAUCCGAGAAAUAUGAACAAUUUUUGGAGAGUUCUUCGCUUCUAAUGAAAGGAGAACUGAAACUAUGGAAGAAAAAAUGGGUUGACGAAAGUAAAAGACCUGAAACAGCAACUGAAGCAUUAAAGGACUGUAACAAGCAGUUUUUCCCAAAUGUAUAUGUUUUACUCCAAAUAUUUGGGACUAUUCCUGUCACCACAAGCACUCCUGAGCGAAGCUUCUCUACUUUGAGACGAAUAAAGACUUAUUUACGUAACACAAUGGGGCAGGUGAGACUAAAUGGAUUGGCUCUUGCAAAUAUCCAUAAAGAAAGAGAGAUGGAUAUUGAAAAUAUCAUUGACAUAUUCAGUAAAGAGAAACAGAGGCGAAUGAGCAUGACAAAUUGGGCAGAAGUCGAAAAUGUACAGUGA
Messenger RNA from Schistocerca americana (American grasshopper), 474 nucleotides. Its product is annotated as 52 kDa repressor of the inhibitor of the protein kinase-like. The transcript has a single exon. Lineage: Eukaryota; Metazoa; Arthropoda; Insecta; Orthoptera; Acrididae. The record is from RefSeq and is a predicted model, not a curated record. The coding region runs from base 1 to 474 and encodes 157 amino acids. Gene Ontology annotation, molecular function: protein dimerization activity.